This is a messenger RNA of Bufo bufo (common toad), 2416 nucleotides long. RefSeq names its product RAB3A, member RAS oncogene family (gene RAB3A). The transcript has 5 exons. Gene Ontology annotation, biological process: regulation of exocytosis; maintenance of presynaptic active zone structure; protein secretion. Gene Ontology annotation, cellular component: endosome; axon; plasma membrane. The record is from RefSeq and is a predicted model, not a curated record. NCBI's taxonomy places the organism in Eukaryota, Metazoa, Chordata, Amphibia, Anura, Bufonidae. Gene Ontology annotation, molecular function: GTP binding; GTPase activity. Bases 122 to 784 code for a protein of 220 amino acids.
GCUGAAGCCACGCCCAGCGCCAUUUUGCGGCUGUCAAUCUUCUGACGUCAGCGUGUGCUCUGCAGGUGCAGGGAGAGAGCUGCUGCAUUGGUGCAAUAAGACCCGAGCUACAUAAAGAGAGAUGGCAUCAGCUACAGAUUCUCGCUAUGGGCAGAAAGAAUCCUCCGACCAGAACUUUGAUUACAUGUUCAAGAUCUUAAUUAUUGGGAACAGCAGCGUGGGCAAAACCUCCUUUCUUUUCCGAUAUGCAGACGACUCUUUCACCCCAGCUUUUGUCAGCACGGUCGGAAUAGACUUCAAAGUGAAAACUAUUUACAGGAAUGACAAAAGAAUCAAGCUGCAGAUCUGGGACACCGCUGGACAGGAAAGGUACAGGACAAUUACCACUGCAUACUACCGGGGGGCUAUGGGCUUUAUCCUGAUGUAUGACAUAACCAAUGAAGAAUCAUUCAAUGCUGUACAGGACUGGUCAACUCAGAUCAAGACAUAUUCCUGGGACAAUGCUCAAGUUCUAUUGGUUGGUAACAAAUGUGACAUGGAGGAUGAAAGAGUUGUAUCAUCGGAACGGGGAAGACAGCUGGCAGAUCACCUUGGUUUUGAAUUCUUUGAAGCCAGCGCUAAAGACAACAUUAAUGUGAAGCAGACAUUUGAACGUUUGGUGGACAUAAUCUGUGAAAAGAUGUCCGAAAGCUUGGAUACGGCUGAUCCAGCUGUUACUGGAGCAAAACAGGGACCUCAGCUCACCGACCAGCAGGCUCCACCACACCAGGACUGUGCCUGCUAAAGAAUAUACCUUUUCUUGUCCACACACACAACAUUUCGCACCCCUGCCCCUAUCAGCUGUAAAAUGGUGACCUCUCCCUCACUGACCUUUUAAAAAACCUGCAUAUCAUCAGAAGAUGACUUUGUCUGUUACAACCUUUUUAGUUAGAAUCUAUGUAGCAAAGAGAGCGUUAAAACUGAGUGGUUGAAUAAAAAAAAAAAGUUAAAAAUAAAUUAUAUAUAAAUAUAUAUCUAUAUGUAUAGAGAGAGUGACUCAAUAAUAGUAAUGAGAUGGAAAUGACUAGGAAAAUGCCAUGUUUGUACCGAGUCUUUCUACUACGCAAAGUAGUGGUGGUUAAACACUAAGAUCUAUGGAAGGACAUGACUCUGACUCUGUACGGCAUGGAUUUUUCAAGCGUUUCAAUGGCAAUAUCCAACAGAAAUAAGACCUCCUAUAAAUGUGUUCGCAUGAAACAUGAAUGUUCUAUCAGUUCACCCUGAAUUGCUUUUUGUGUGUGCAUUGAAACACUUCCAUAUCGUACCUCUUGCCACUCUUUUGUGUUAAGAUUAUUUAUAUAUACAGUAUAUAUUUUAUUAUACUUUUGUUUUCCUGUGUCUGAAAUUGCAAUAUGUAUGUGAGAAUCUUUCUAUUUUAAUGGAGUGCCGUUCCAGGUUCCCGCCACAAGGAGGCAGCUGCUUAUAGAGGAGUACUGUGGCCAGUAAUAGUCCUUUUAAUGUCCUCGCUUUAGGCGGUGAUAGAAUAUUAUCCUUUAAAUAAAUAUUCUAGUUCUAUUUAAUUUUUGAUCUCCUAGAGUAUAGUCACAAAUAUAUAGCAAAUUGUAUGUUAAAUAUUACAGGCUUUUUAAAACUGCAUUUGAGUGGUGUGAAUCUCCUCUGCAAUUUUGUUGACGUAGUUACAAUAGAGUAAGUGAAAAGAGGAUCAUUUUUGUUUUAAUAAAUGUAUUUCUAAAAAGAGUUGGAUCUUAACAAAAAAGAAACCUCUUUAAAGGUGCAACAUCUCCAUUGUUCUGUCCCCGCUAUUGGAAUUUUAGAUUAUGACUGCCAGCAUCCCUUCAGACAGUAAGCUGCUUAAGCUGGCUACAUAAUAAGAAGUGGAGGCCAAAAAUGAACUUUUAUUAAUGCAUUUUGUUCUCUGGUGAUAAUACUCCAAGUAUUUCAUUGCCACCAGCCCCUACUCUAGUCCUUCACAUUGACACACAUUUCUGCCAUUCAGUGGGGUCCAUCUUUUAACAGGUAUUCCUUUUUUUUAAAUUCAAGAAAUUAAUGGUUGGGAAAACUGAGCUAAAUCAAGUAAAUCUGAUGAGCAGCCACAAGCUGAUUUUUGUGGAAUGGCUCCAGAGUGGUAAACUGAGCAUUGUGCAUGCAUAAGUAUCAUUUCUAUGUGCGGGGGAAUAAGGAAAGCGUUGUUAGUUGCACCUUUAACAGAAAUGGUUUACUUGAUUUUUCCAAGUUAAGAAUAAAGUCUUCAGUCUGCUGUUCACUUGGCUAUUUCUUCCUUUUUUUUUCUCUCCACAUUGUUACUUACCUUGGAAUAUAACACUUGAAGGGACUGUGCAAAGAGAAAAACGUAGCCACUGGAAUGCCCACAGUCACAAGAAUGGUGGUCAUGUGUCCCCCACCCUACAUGAGUGGA